Messenger RNA from Saprolegnia parasitica CBS 223.65, 1209 nucleotides. RefSeq lists its product as hypothetical. The record is from RefSeq and is a predicted model, not a curated record. The coding region runs from base 1 to 777 and encodes 258 amino acids. Gene Ontology annotation, cellular component: nucleus. NCBI's taxonomy places the organism in Eukaryota, Oomycota, Saprolegniomycetes, Saprolegniales, Saprolegniaceae. Gene Ontology annotation, biological process: chromatin organization. The transcript has 5 exons.
AUGUCGAUCAUCAUGCGCCAAGAGCUCGAGUCCGACGCCCAGAUCGAACGCUACGUCCGCAAGGACAAUGGCCGAGUACCACUGCGUUACGUGUACCGAUCGACGUUCAUCGCGCUCACGACGUUGUCGAAUGGCGUCCGCAGUCGCGGCACGUCCGACGCUGAAGAAGGUGCGGCGGGCGGCACGGCGGCCUUGCAUAAGACAACGAUCGGUCCACUCGGGGACAUGCACCCGUCGGUCGUCACGCCGUGUGAGCGUGAGCACGCCCGCCGAAGCCCGUCGCAGCUCGAGCAGAAGGAGCAGGAGUUCGCCGCCAAGAAGCAGCAGAUCGCAGCCGACAAUGCCCGCGGGUCGCGCAUCGACAAGAGCUUCCUUUCGCACACGGACGCAUCGUCCGAAGCCGAGUUCAAGCGCCAGACGAUCGGGCUCGUGACCGCUGCAGAGUACCGAAAGCGCCGCGAAGACUGCCUCGCGCCGCCAGAACCUGCCCUUGAAGCCACCAAGACUGGUGAUGCGUCGGUAGUCAAGCCAGCGCCAAAGAAGAAGAAAAAGAAGGCGACCAUGUCCUUCUCACUCGACAGCGACGACGAGACGGACGCGCCUGCGAAGCGAAAGAAGCUCAAGUGUCACGACGUCUGCCUGGCAGCGUGUCAACAACGUACUGCCUGCCAUGAAGCUCGCGCCCAAGGUCGCCUCGGAUGCAAGAGACGCGCUCUUCAGAGUGAUGCGCUCGUUCGUGUCUGGCGCGGUUUUUGCACCAAGUGCAUCUCAGAGUGACGAGGCGCCAAAAGCAAACGAGGUUUCGCAGCUCGUAGCUCUCCUCCACUACGCAGAAGAAGCGCGAGCUCGACGCGGCUCGGCUUUCUCCUAGAUGCAUUUGCUCCUUAUACGCCUUUCACAGCUCGAGCACACCACCGACCUGCACAACCAACAAGCUCCAGUCGACCGACCAUCCACACGGCCGGCGUUGGCCACCGAGAUGAGGCGGCUCGUUCUUCUCGACGAAAUACCUCCUUUAGAGAGGCCACUGCCCGGCGCUGGAAGCCAUCGGGUCGCGCAUGCUUGCGAGGUUGACGACGGACCCCUCACGCUGUCGCUCGUUCGUGCGAAGAACCAGCAUUUGCUUUUCACGCGCGUAGAAGCCGUCGCUCGUAUUUGUGCGCGCGCGGCGAUUGUUUGUCGACACGAAAACGAAGGUUGAGGGCCCAG